AUGCUGACCAGGUUCCUGGGCCCGCGUUACCGGCAGCUAGCGAAGAACUGGCUGCCCACAGCGGGCAUGUGGGGCGCUGUGGGUUCCGUGGGGCUGGUGUGGGCCACAGACUGGCGGCUGAUCCUGGACUGGGUGCCCUACAUCAAUGGCAAAUUUAAGAAGGACGAUUGA
Messenger RNA from Orycteropus afer afer, 171 nucleotides. NCBI's taxonomy places the organism in Eukaryota, Metazoa, Chordata, Mammalia, Tubulidentata, Orycteropodidae. The record is from RefSeq and is a predicted model, not a curated record.